UUUAUUUCAGGCUUGGCGUUGCAGAUACCUUGCAGGGAUGGAUGUGAAACACAUCAAGGAUUACCUUUCCUGGCUGUAUUACCAAUACCUUCUGAUAACCUGUAGCUAUGUCCUGGAGCCCUGGGAACAAUCUAUUUUCAACACCGUUCUAGUGACUGCCAUUGCAAUGAUGAUCUACAGCUCUUACGUUUUCAUUCCAAUUCAUGUCCGCCUGGCAGUGGAGUUUUUCUCUGGGAUCUUUGGAGGGUAUAAUGAAAGUACAGUCGCGCUUAUGAGCUGAGUAUUCACAUCGAAAGUGGGUCCGUCUGUUUCUUACAUGGACCGAUAGCACAACAAGUCCAUAACAUGAAAAUGUGCAAUACCUAUGGAGGGUGGAAAUUUGACUUGCUCUCUGAUGGGGAGGAAAAACUGCACAGAACUGAGGGUGGGAGUGAUACAAAGGACAAACUCUUCAUUGUGCCCCAAUC
Molecule: messenger RNA, 467 nt
Organism: Spea bombifrons (plains spadefoot toad)
Lineage: Eukaryota; Metazoa; Chordata; Amphibia; Anura; Pelobatidae
Gene: SPTSSB
Product: serine palmitoyltransferase small subunit B
Exons: 2
Coding region: 38-280 (80 amino acids)
Biological process (GO): ceramide biosynthetic process; endoplasmic reticulum organization
Cellular component (GO): serine palmitoyltransferase complex
Molecular function (GO): serine C-palmitoyltransferase activity
Source: RefSeq, a predicted model, not a curated record